Molecule: messenger RNA, 4218 nt
Organism: Cygnus olor (mute swan)
Lineage: Eukaryota; Metazoa; Chordata; Aves; Anseriformes; Anatidae
Product: protein mono-ADP-ribosyltransferase PARP12-like
Exons: 9
Coding region: 1475-2386 (303 amino acids)
Molecular function (GO): NAD+ poly-ADP-ribosyltransferase activity
Source: RefSeq, a predicted model, not a curated record
UAGGAGUUCACGUGGGGCUAAAGCAGGCUGGUCAUAUUUCAUUUCUGAAGGUCGUACUGAAUGCGGGGGACCUUUCCAACGUAGAGCAAGGGUUCAGAGGCUGGUCCGAUGCACAGGCACGUGGCUGACACAUCCGGGGGUGGUGGCUUGGCAGCCUGGUGGCAGGACCGUGAGUAGGGGUCUGCGGGGCUCUGACAUCUUUUCUGGGGUGCAUCUGAGGUGGGAGAGGGGAGGAAGUCGGUGAUUUUAUGGUUUGUGGGUUUUGCUUGCUGCUGGAAGGACGCCUGCUUGCUGUUAGUCGGACCGUAAGCUGCAUUCGUCUUCCUCAAUUCAUCCACCCUUCUGAAUGAGGAGGAAGUGUGUAACGUGGCGUGAGGUUGUCUUUGAUGUAUGCAAGCUGUUACUGCGGAGAAAUGAAAGGCAAAUUUACAGGGUAUCUCUCUUGCACAAGCCCAGAUAGUGACACCUCAGGAAAAGGUGAAGGACACUAGACGUCUUGACAGUGACAUAUUUCUCUCUGCUUUAUUAAGUGCUUCAUCUCUGUUUCUUUCUAGUUGGGGUAAGCUGUUGAGUGGAAAAAAACUGCAGAGAGCAGAAACACUAGCAAGUGAAAGUGAAAGCAGGGCUCAAGCGGAUGGUUUCAGAAAGCAGAGGGUGUGACGGCAGAGUAGGAUCUCUGGGUCUGAGCAGGGGUUAGCACUGGUGUGUGGAGUAGGGGGAGAGGGAACAGGGAUGGGAGAAACGGGAGAAAAACUUCUCGAAACUUCAUCUGACUCUUCCCAGUCAGAUCCCACUCAUGGUAUCCAAAAACUCCCAGUUUUCCCGCCAUGGCAGCAGCAUACUGCUGUGCAGAGCCGGGAAGGAGGGGUGGCUGCAUUUAAAAAAAAAAAAAAAAAAAAAAAGUUAACGGGAGCGUUGGGUCUCAUGAAUCUCCUGCAAUGGGAUUUGAAAGAAAAAGAAUCAGGAGUGUUUUUCUAGGAAUAGGCCUGGCUGGUGUUACUGUGUAUAAAGGGCAACCACAGUCUGAAGACAGCAGUGGAACAAGCUAAGGCUAAAAACGAGACCCGAGUCCUUCCUUGCUCUUUGCCCUGGCAGUCUAUGGGGCUGCCAGGCCUUUGUUUGUGCACCGUUGCACUGCAACCAACUCCAGAAGGGAACUCCUCCUUUGUUUUCCCUUGAUUCCCUUGCUGUGAAUACCCAUCAUCCCUGACAAGGCAUGAAGGGUGUCAGGGCCAGAUAAAUGAACAAUCAUUUCCAUUUGCACACUGUGUUCAUAUUUUUCAGGCAGCUGUGAGCAGCUCUACCAAAGACCCUUGUAAACUCCAGUGCAGGUGGUCAGCUGUCCUGUCUUUGGAGGUGGCAUACCUCAGGGCAGAGUGCUGGGAGGGGACUUUGCUGGGGUGAGGACACAGCCAGGUGUCAACCAGCUCUUUUGUGCGUGUGGUACCUUCAGACCCAUCUGUGCGCCCUUGGAAUGGCGUACACCUGGUAUUGGCUUGACGACUUCGAGCAGUGGAUCGAGUAUGGGAAACAGCAUCCGUAUCAUUCAUCUGCCACGGUAAAUUCUGCAGAUCUGGAGAAGGCAUUUCUAGCUGACCCGAAAGGCACUCUGUUAUUCAGGGCCGGUUCUCAGAAAUAUGAGUUAAAUUUUAAAGACAUGGUCCAAAGAAAUUUGUUCUUUGAAACUCGAAGAAAAGUUGUCCGACUACCAAAAGCUCUAUCCCCUCAAUAUGGACACGACAUAAGCCGGUACAUGAAUCUAUCAUUUUCUUCAUGUCCUCCAGAAUGGGACCAAUCAGCAGUGCCUGAUAUUGGGUACAAGUUGGUAGAGCUCAGUUACAGUUCCUGCGAAUAUGUAAAAAUUCAGAGGCUGUUUGAGAAGACAAUGAAAGGUUACAACAUCUGUCGGCUACAGAGGGUCCAGAACCCAGCACUAUGGCAAGUUUUUCAGUGGCAAAAAGAGCAGAUGAAGAAGCUCAAUAAAUCAAAAUGUGUGGAUGAGCGGCUCCUGUUCCAUGGGACAAAUCCAUCCCAUUUGCCAGCCAUCUGUGAGCAGAAUUUUGACUGGAGGAUUUGUGGCACUCAUGGGACGGUGUAUGGAAAAGGAAGCUACUUUGCCAGAGAUGCCAGUUAUGCUCAUGACUACAGUUCCUCUAGGAGUGGUCGCUACAGCAUGUUUGUAGCUCAGGUUCUUGUUGGACAAUUUGUUCAGGGAGAAUCUGAGUACCUCCGUCCUCCACCCAGACCCGACAGUCCCAACAGGCUUUAUGACAGCUGCGUGAAUGACCCAGAAGACCCUUCCAUUUUUGUCAUCUUUGAGAAGUACCAGAUUUACCCUGCCUAUAUUUUGGAGUACCGCAGUGAAACUUCAUGUGUGAUUCUGUAGUGAAUGGCAGAAUCUUCUUUGUAUUUUCACUGAAACACUAGUAUUUUUUUCGUGUUUGUACAAGUUUAGAACUUGCUAAUGUCAAAAUUUCCUUUGAGAAGCUAGAGAACAUUUUGUCAUGCAGCAAACUGAUAUCAAUCCCCUGUAGGAUUUUGGGGCAUAGUUUUUGUUUGUCUGAAGAAGAGGAAACUGCACAGAGGAGAGGAUGGGUGCAAAAAUGCAGAGAGGAGUUUGGAAGAAAAGGAGUUUUCUGAAUGAGUAAAAAUUAUUUCUGACUGCAGGGGGAGUUCACAGAGCCUCCAGCAAUUAGGUGCUAGGUAUUACAUUUAGAAGAUCAGGCAGGGGUCUGGUGGGUGCAGCUCUAAGGGUACACUGCGAUGUGUGACUGCUGAGGUGUAGCUGCUUUUAACUUUGCGUGGGCUGGACUACCAGAUCUGAAGCAGAAGCACUCCUUGAGAAGCCCACGUUAUUUCAGGGUCACUGCACAACCCUCGGUUUGUGUCACUGCUAGAAGGAGCUGUCCCACCUCUGGGUGUGGGUUGCUGCUCUUCUCCCUGUGCUAGUGCUGAUGACUGUACUGGGGUGGGCAGCAUCAGAUGUAGAGCAUUCACCUACUUGAAAACUGACUUAGUCAAAAAGCCAACCAAACAACCCAACCCAACAAAAAAAAACAAAGCACAAAACCAGCAACUGCAAACCCAGAAUACCAGCGAGGACAGUUCCCAGCUUUGCUUGUGCCGACCCAAUAAAGAAGAGGGCAGGCUGCACUGCAGUCUUUGGCAAAAGGUGAUGCUGAACCUACAGCCCAAGCAGGGCUUUGAAUGGUAAAAUGUUGGGGAAUAUCUUGGUCAGUGAGUUGCUGAGAGCUGAGACCACUACUGAAAAUGAAAAGCAACUUCAUCAGUGAGUACUUCUUUGUGGGGAUUUUGCUUGAUAUUAUAGAUCUUCUAAAACGUCUUGCGGACUUGAACUUACUGCUACCUCUGGAGCACCUGUGCACCUCCCAGGUUCUGCAGCUGUGAACAAAAGCAUUCCUUAGCACCCUUUCAGGUGAGAAAUGCUUGCAAACAGGCAGCAACACGUGCCAUUGUCAGCAGGCACUGAGCAUGGAUCUGACAGAUAUGUGAGCUUUUCUUUUUCCCCUUGGGGGAAAAAAAAAAAAAGUGUGAGGAGUUCUCUACCCUGUCGAGAAUGGAUUAAAUAACUUCUGACUCAGACACAUGUGACUGACAGCUUCAGAGUCACUGAGGUGGUGGUGGAGAAGGUCCAAAGGAGGAAUGCUGUGAGUAGCCAGGCUGGUUUCUGUGGAGCUCACUGCCUUCUGUGCCAGCCUGAGAGGUGCUGGGUGGGCAGGUGUUGGAGUGGGCUUGUCCCUGAGCAUCCAUAGUGUGUGGAGCUCAUUCUGUUGGUGGGUACGGAGGACACCUGCUCUCAGCAUGGGAUGAAAUGAUCAGUUGGAUCUUGACUAAUGACUUCUGCACCUUUCCAAUAUGUUGCCUGUUUUCAGGGUGCUGUGAAAGUGCUUUAUCUGCAUCUAAUGGGGAGGUUUAGGGAGCGCAGCAGCUGCAGAACACCCAAGGGAGAGGGCCAUGCUGAGAGGUCAGCCCCCUGCUCAGGAGUCCCCAGAUAGGAAAUUUCAGUGUUUAAAAAAAUAGAAAAAAAAUCCUAACACACGCUCACAAAACUCUCCCGCUGCGUGUGAGAGAAAGAGGAAGCAGGGUAUCGGCAGCUUCUCUAGUCAUUCCUUUAGCAAUCGUCUUGCAGGAACCAGCAGCAACCUCAGAAGAAUCAAUUGUGUUUUGCACUUAAAUAAACAAUGCAUUUCUUCCACA